Messenger RNA from Nyctereutes procyonoides (raccoon dog), 2650 nucleotides. RefSeq names its product zinc finger protein 584 (gene ZNF584). The coding region runs from base 358 to 1650 and encodes 430 amino acids. Gene Ontology annotation, molecular function: DNA-binding transcription repressor activity, RNA polymerase II-specific. The record is from RefSeq and is a predicted model, not a curated record. Gene Ontology annotation, biological process: negative regulation of transcription by RNA polymerase II. The transcript has 4 exons. Lineage: Eukaryota; Metazoa; Chordata; Mammalia; Carnivora; Canidae.
UUCCGGCGUUGCCGGAGCGGUGCUCCUCUUGCUGCCGUGGGUGGGCACGAACCUCUCGAGAGCUGCGAGGCGGGCCGACUUCCCUAGGGGCCGCACUGCGGAGGACGCGGGAGGAGAUCCUCGUCGCGCGUGUGCACGAGCCGUGACCCCUGGGAAUGACUCCCUCUUCCUGAGACUCGGAACGGGCGCUGGCGGGUCCGGGCUUUCCACAGGCGGCUCCCUGGUCCUUGGGCACAUCUUACACGCGAGGGGACCUAGCUUCGAAGGUUUCACGUUCGGCCGGAGGUGCCUGCGCUGAGGGCUGGGGACAAGUACGGAGUUCACGGAGUUGGACUUAAUUCGGCGCCUGCUGCGGCCAUGCUCCGCCCACAGCUUCCGUUGGCCGGGGAGGCGCAGGGCCUGGUGACCUUUGAGGAUGUGGCUGUGUAUUUCUCCCGGGAGGAGUGGGGGCUCCUUAAUCUGACCCAGAGGAGCCUGUACCGUGAUGUGAUGCUAGAGAACUUUGCACUUAUUGGCUCGCUGGGAUUUGCACCUUCGAGGUCCCAUGUGGUUGCCCAACUGGAGAAUGAAGAAGAGCUCUGGGUGCCCAACAUGGUGGACUUGACUCUGAUCCGCAGAGCAGAGGCUAGAAGGGGUCCUGGUCCCGGUUGUCCAUGUAGACUGGAGGAUGAGGAAGCCCCUCCAGAGCAGAUGAAGAGCUAUGGAGUCUACCUAUCAGAGAAGCCCUUUCUGUGUGGGGAGUCUGGAAGGGGUGUCCCUGCCACCUUAGGUCUCCUUCAACACCAGGCCACCCACAGCAAAGAGAAGCCAUACAAGAGCACUGAGCAUGGGGAGGCCUUCCAAAACAGCUCCAGUUGCCAGCAGCACCUGGGAGUCCACACCACACAGAAGGCCUUCAAGUGCAGUGACUGUGGGAAAACCUUCUUGAAGGCUUUUGCACUCCUUGACCAUCUGAUAACUCACCCCACAGACCGACCCUUUAGAUGCCCAAAAGGUGAAAAUGCCAAGAAGAAACCCACUCAUGUUAAUUACCAAAAAAUUCACACUGGAGAAACAUCCCAUGUGUGUAAUGAGUGCGGAAAGGUCUUCAGUUAUCCAUCUAAACUGAGGAAGCACCAGAAGGUUCACACGGGCAUAAAACCUUUCAAGUGUAAUGAGUGUGGCAAAACCUUCAACCGCAAAGAUGCACUUGUUCUGCACCAGAGAAUUCACACUGGAGAAAGGCCUUAUGAGUGCAGCGAAUGUGGGAAAGCCUUCAGUGUUCUGUCUACUCUGAUUCGGCACCGGAAAGUUCACAUUGGAGAAAGGCCUUAUGAGUGCAGGGAAUGUGGGAAGUUCUUUAAAUACAACCAUAGCUUCAUUCUUCACCAAAGAGUUCACACUGGAGAAAGGCCUUAUGAGUGCAAGCAAUGUGGGAAAACUUAUGUGACCCGCUCUGGCCUGUAUCAGCACUGGAAAGUUCACACUGGAGAACGGCCCUAUGAGUGCAGCCUGUGUGGGAAGACCUUCACCACCAGGUCCUACCGCAAUCGGCACCAGCAAUUCCACACUGAAGAGAGAUCCUAUGAAUGUACAGAAUGUGGGAAAGCCUUCAAACAUAGUUCUACCCUCCUUCAGCACAAGAAAGUCCACAGUGGAGAAAGGCCAUAGGGGAUGUUGGAAAGACUGUAGACAGAACUAGGCACCUUGUUCAACAUGAAAGUCCUUAUUCCAGAAAGGAGAUUGAAGAGAGUAGCCAUUUGAAACCUAACCCUGGCAUACCCCAACAUGUGUCCUGGAGUGGCAGGUAUGUAGGAAGCUCUCAGGAGCCUAGUUGCACUCUGACCUGCCUAGGCUGUUAGCAGUGUUAAGUCACUGCUGGUUUCUGUGAUAGAAGCCGUCCCACUUCUACCAUGUGGCAGGUGCCCAGGGUGUGUAACAGUACCCUCAGUGCACUCUGGAACAGCAGAUCUCCUUGGUUCCCACUCUGUAUCGGAGGGAAUCAUGAGUGGUGGAGCCCAUAAUGGGCCUCAUUCCCUCCCGCCAACUGGUUUAGGUAUGUCUGUGACCAAGCUCUGGUCAAGAGUAGCUGAACUAUUCCUCCUGUGGGCUUCCAGAGAAGGUUAAUCAUUUCCACAGACAUAGUUGACACUACACAUGGUACCUGUCAUGGAUUUAUCCAUCCCUAGAACUGUCUCACACUUCCCUGGAAUGUAUGGUAAUAAAAGCUUUAUUGUUUAAGCCACCUUUAACGUUGGGGGUUCUGAUCACUGUGUGUGGAGAGAUUGAGAACAAAACUGGGCUCAUGAAGAGAGGGACUGGCUUAUCACUUCUUAGCCUUUUGGCUAAGAUCAAGUGGAGAAGGACUGGCUUCUGUUGGGAGGAGGGGUCCCUGCCUUUGGUUGCCAUAAUGGGAUAGCAGGAUGUUCACCUCAUGGCCAUUACCCCGGUCCUAAAACAAAGACCCUGAAGUCCUAGGAUGUGGCUAGUGUUCCUGGUGUCUGUGCACACCAUGGCCUUCAUUGUUUUUGCUGCCACUGUUCCAGGGCUCAAGGGAGAGAAGUCACUGAAUUAACAUAUGCGUCCAUAUCCAUUUGUUUUUGUGGGGUCUUUUGAUUUUAAAAAGUCUGGAAACUUAAUUUCCCAAAAGAUCAAUAAAACUUGUAUCUUA